This is a messenger RNA of Strongylocentrotus purpuratus (purple sea urchin), 957 nucleotides long. RefSeq names its product tryptophan 5-hydroxylase 1-like. Lineage: Eukaryota; Metazoa; Echinodermata; Echinoidea; Camarodonta; Strongylocentrotidae. The record is from RefSeq and is a predicted model, not a curated record. Gene Ontology annotation, cellular component: neuron projection. Gene Ontology annotation, biological process: aromatic amino acid metabolic process. Gene Ontology annotation, molecular function: iron ion binding; tryptophan 5-monooxygenase activity.
AUGUCGUUUGAUGGGUUUAAAGACAGCCAGUACCGACAACGACGGAAAGUAUUCGCCGACAUCGCUUAUCAGUAUCGUCAUGGUCAGCCAAUCCCUCGUGUUAAAUACAGAGAGGAAACAAAAACAUGGGGACGUGUAUUUUCCGACGUGACUGGUCUUUACCCGCUCUAUGCCUGCAGGGAAUAUAACGAGAAUCUACAGAUUCUACGCGAUCAUUUCGGCUUCAGAGAGGACAACAUACCACAACUUGAAGAUGUUUCGGUCUUCUUAAAGGAACGCUCGGGUUUUCUGCUCAGGCCGGUAGCUGGCUAUCUGUCAUCACGUGACUUUAGCGGAUUGGCGUUUCGAGUGUUUCACUGCACUCAGUACAUUCGUCAUGCCUCCAACCCGUUCUACACACCAGAACCUGAUUGCUGCCACGAGUUAUUUGGUCACGUGCCGAUGCUGGCGGACAAAAGCUUCGCGCAGUUUUCACAGGAAAUUGGACUAGCAUCCCUUGGGGCAUCUGAUGAGGAUAUCAAGAAAUUAGCGUCGUGUUAUUUCUUCACGAUUGAGUUUGGUCUCUGUAAACAGCAGGGCCCUCAGGUCUACGGUGCUGGUUUGCUGUCAUCAAGUGGAGAACUACAGCAUGCUAUGUCCAGCGAAGCCAAGAUGCUACCAUUCCCCAAUAGCAGCUACGAAGCAGAAUGUCGUAUCACUACAUACCAAGAUGCGUACUUUGUUUCUGAGAGCUUUGAAGAAGCUAAAGAAAUGAUAAGGGAUUACGCCAGCAUGAUCCGUCGCCCCUUCUCCAUCCGCUACAACCCUUACACCCAGUCAGUGGAGAUACUUCAGUCUGCUGAGCAGAUCAACAGUGUCAUCGAUGAGCUGAAGGAUGAUCUCAGCCUUCUGAGCAGCAUCUUGGCCAAGGUUGUGGUGUCCGAUGACAGGGAAGGGAAGAGCCUCGAGUCAGACUAA